UCCAGGCCACAUUUCAAAGUAGCGCUCGCGCUAGGAGCAGACUGGCGUUAUCAUAGGGAAGUGGUCUGCUCAGAGUGAGUUUCUGUAUAAGGCAAUCACAGCGGUACAGUUCGUCCUCUGGGGCUCGCACAGUUUAUUUUCAAUUCCAGGAUUGCCUCUUCAUACCUGUGAAGUUAGUGUACAGAUGCCACCAGACUUCAUUUCAAUGCGCUGCACCGAAUAUUCCAAAGUAGAGAGUGAAGACACACAACAACAGAUUAUUAGGGAGACAUUCCACUUGGUGUCAAAAAGAGAUGAAAAUGUCUGUAAUUUCCUGGAAGGUGGCAUGUUAAUUGGAGGAGCAGAUAAUAAACUUAUUUACAGACAUUAUGCAACUUUGUAUUUUGUCUUUUGCGUGGAUUCUUCAGAGAGUGAACUGGGCAUCCUGGACCUCAUUCAGGUUUUUGUGGAAACAUUGGACAAAUGUUUUGAAAAUGUCUGUGAGCUGGAUUUAAUUUUCCAUGUAGACAAGGUUCACAAUAUUUUGGCUGAAAUGGUAAUGGGAGGAAUGGUUCUAGAGACCAAUAUGAAUGAAAUAGUAACUCAAAUUGAUGCACAAAACAAAAUGGAAAAAUCUGAGCAUCCUCCCUCUCCUCACUUCCUCGGUGACCUCCCAAUUUUCCUUCCGCCUUCUCUUUCUGCUCAGGCAAAAAGAGGCUGGCAUCUAUUGGAAGCUUUCCCUUUGCCCACCUUGUUCCCUGGGGAGGACCAACCUUCGCUGUCCAGCCAGGAAUCCUCCUCAUCACUGAUGUGCACACUGAUGACUGCACUAUGCACAGGACAGCCAGGCUGGUCUGGCAGGAGCUCCAGCCAGAGCUGUAUCAGCAGUAAAGAAUAUGAAUCUGCCUGAAAUGCCUCGAAAUAUUAACAUCGGAGAUAUCAGCAUAAAAGUGCCAAAUCUGCCCUCAUUUAAAUAGAAAAACAUACUCAACCUCGUUUGAAAUUGUUUCAGAAAAGAUUUACCAUGUCUACCAAAUAAAAAUUUCUCUUAGUAUUGAAGGGUAUUUUGGGAAAUUUUGAGUUGCACCAAUAAAACAAAAAAAAAGUUUGUGCUCGAGAUUUGUUUUAAACCUGAAUGAGUUUCCUUUGUAGUACCCACAUUACAUCUACAUUCCGGUGCUCUAUGAAGUGACUUUUAUUGUGUGCUGGCUGCUAUUUAAGAGAACUUAUUUAAGAUGAUAGUGACUUUACACAUUCAAUGUUAUUAAACUAUUCUUUGUAUAUCUGGAUUCCGUGUAAACAGUAAAACAAACACUCUUGACUUUUUUUGGGGGGAUAUUUGUAUUUAUUUAGAAGUCUGUUGAAUAGUGGAACCAAAGGAAUCUUGUAUGAUAAGUUUUUCAGUUGCAGUGUUAUGAUAGCAUAAAAAUAAAUGGAAUGUGUUUCUGUCAGAACUUAAGAUUGCCAUCCUUUCCAUUCCAAGAUUUGUUAUAGAAUCCAGCUUCAACAAGAAGUCAGUUAUAAUAAUUUGCUAACUGUGUAUUCAUGAUAAUAUUUGUUUGCAGUUAUUGCUAAUGCCAGUAGACUUGGACAAGUUUAAGGUAGAAAUCAUCGUGGAGUUUGGCAUUAGAUUAAAAAAAAUUCUAUCAGAACAAUAUUUUUUAUAAUGCAAUAUUUUGCUCUGUCUGGGAUGGAAAGGAUAAAAGCCAUCUUAAUACUAAUAAAUAUUGGUUUAAGACCAACACAUGCAUGUUUAUUGUUGUAUGUUUGACCUGUAGAUGGAAUUUCAUUUUUAUAAUGAAAAUGUUAGUACAUUGAGCACAAUGUUUGCCCUAUGCAUUACUUGUACAAACACUGAACAGUUGUGAAAUAUUCACUGUUUAGAAAUAAAACAUGGAUUUAUGUCUGGAAGAUUACUUGAAAUUAAUAGCAAAUUAAUAGCAAAUUAUUUGUAGUUAAGUGAGAAAGGAAUUAACAAUACUUGAAUUAAAAUGGAAAGAUUUGAGGAAGAUUUUCAAAGGUGAAAUUGAAGAGUGUAGUUGGCAAUAAUAUGGCAUGUAAUGGUUUGCAGAUCUGCAUAUUUGCAAUCUAGGAAAAACAUUUAAUUUCAUUUUAAAUUUAGUUACUGUAGAAUACAUACUAAGUAGUGAAUAAGUUCAUAUUGUGCAAAAUAGCUUGUAACUAUCAGUUUUGUUACAUGAUUAAUAAACUUGUAGAUAUUUUCGCUUGAUAAUUUGCAA
This is a messenger RNA of Chiloscyllium plagiosum (whitespotted bambooshark), 2219 nucleotides long. Lineage: Eukaryota; Metazoa; Chordata; Chondrichthyes; Orectolobiformes; Hemiscylliidae. The record is from RefSeq and is a predicted model, not a curated record.